Molecule: messenger RNA, 1780 nt
Organism: Paramecium sonneborni
Lineage: Eukaryota; Ciliophora; Oligohymenophorea; Peniculida; Parameciidae
Source: the annotation of a GenBank genome assembly
AUGAAAAAAAGGGAUUAAUUAAGCCAUUUCUUAAGAUUAGUACAAUACUGCCUACCUAAUUUAAGACUACGAAAUUAAUUCAUAAUAAUUGUAGCCAUUUUAGUUUUGCUAAUUGUUGCAAUAUUUGCUAUAUGGAAUUUGGCACAUUAGUAUAUUUUAAAUAGCUUAUUUUUGGAUGAGUCUGAUAAAUUAUAUGAUACUCAAUCUAAAAUACGAAUAUCAUUUAUGUUAAAUAACUAUAAAUCUUAUUUCUAUUAAAUAUUUGCUUUAAGUAAUGAAUCAUAUUUUUAAUAAUAGAUGGGAAUGCCUUAAUUUCAUUUCAUAGAUUGUAUUUAAGAACCAAAAAUGAAGUAGUUAAAAGCUCUCUUUAAAUUGAUAAAAGAUUUUAAAUGGAUUAUGAAGGAAUAAUUUAAAUUCCUGAUCCUCUUAGAAUUCUGAAUGAAUAUGGAUCAAAUAUAUCAAACUCAUUUAUGUGCUAUUCCAAUACUUCUGCAUAUAAUUCACCUUUGACUGAAGAAUAAAGGAUAGGUAUUAAACUUUAAGAGCAGAUCUAAGCUUAUGGAUAAAUGUUAUACUAAGGAUCAUUAAUUAUGUAAUCAAAUAUAUAUUCUUAUAUUGAACUAUAAAAGAUAAAUAAUUUAUAUCCUUGUGUUAAUAGAGGAAAAGGUAUUUAUACUUAUGCUCCAGAAAAGAGAGAUUGGUACAAAACUUUAAAGCAAACAUAUUAUAAUACUACUUAGUAUGAUUAAUAUACAUUAAAAUUUACUGCUCCUUAUUUAUGUAAUUAGUAAUUGAUAAUAAAAAAGUAUUUACAUAUUAAACAAUUGGAUUGUCAAUGACUUUACCGAUAGUGGAUGAAAAUGUAAAAUUUGUUGGUGGAGUUUCUUCAACGUUUUUAGGCUCUAAAUUAGUUUAAUAUUUAUCAAAUAACGAAACAGGAUUUUAAUUAAUUUAUUUAGUGUCAGAAGAUGGUACUUUAAUUAUGCAUCCUUUUACAGUUCAAGCUAAUUAUCUACCACUUUUUAUAUAUAAUGAAUCUUACACUGGAUUUAAUUUAACAGAUUGGAAUGAAAUUAAAAAUAAAGAUGGGAUUUCAUCAUGUCUAACCUUCAAUCUUAGAACUACAUUAAAAUGUAGAUUUAAUUCAGUUACUUAAUAAGAAAUGAUAGUUAGUAUUGAAAAUUUAACCGAAUAUAAAAUGUAUCUAAUUAUGUAAUUAAUAAUAUAAAAUACAUUAAAUAGGUUGCUGAGUAGUGAAGAAUAUGUUACCUUUACAAGCUCUUUUCAUACAAAAUUACAGUAAAAUUUAAUUAACGAAACUCUUGUUUAAAUAUCUUCCUUAAUAAUUUUAUUUUUUGUGUUAUGUUUAAUUAUCAUAAUAGUUACUUAAAUUUUAUUUUAGCCAGUAGAGAUUAUAGUUAAUACAACUUAAUAAUGGCUGCAUAAAAGAAAGUAACAUGUUUAAUUAAUUAUUCCAAAAAUGACUUAGUUAGUUGUAAGUAAUGAAAUUUAAAUGCUCGAAAAAGCUUGUUAAUAUAUGUAUAAAAUAUUAGAAAUGACUUCUUUCCAUAAAUCAGAGCAAUGUGAAGCAAUUGAAAAAAUAUAAUAUCCAACACAUUAAAUUUAAAUUACACCUUUUAUUGAAUAUUAUCGAUUUAUAGAGAGCAUGAAUGGAAAAAAAUAGAAUAAAAUCAAAAAUUAUGUUCAAGAUAAGUUAAAAAUAUAAAGAAUUUUCAAUUCUAUUUUAAAAACGAAAAUAAAUAUCAAAUCAUAAAUUUGA